Messenger RNA from Notolabrus celidotus (New Zealand spotty), 1357 nucleotides. Its product is annotated as pro-resilin-like. The transcript is spliced from 4 exons. The record is from RefSeq and is a predicted model, not a curated record. Lineage: Eukaryota; Metazoa; Chordata; Actinopteri; Labriformes; Labridae. The coding region runs from base 114 to 1292 and encodes 392 amino acids.
CAGCAGCAGUAUAAGAGCAGAGGAGCAGCAUGCAGAUCAUCACAGCAAGCUUCAGUCUUCAAUCCUCCAGCACCCUCAGAGAAGCUGCUCCACAUCCCCACUGCUGAUUCAUCAUGCUGCACGCUCUCUCUCUAAGGGUUUCUUGGAUCUGCCUGCUGCUCUUCAGCAGUGGAGCUUGUUUUCCUGCAACCAAAGAUGAUUACCAGUAUCCCUACACUGCUGCCGUCUCCAGUGAUGAACCCACUGCUCAGCUGAGCCUGGAGGAACCUUCUUAUCAAUCUGAGAGCGACGUCAGUGACAACCUCUCCCCUCGCUCUGGGGCUCAGCUUCAACCGUCUGCAGUCCAGGAGCCAGCAGAGGCCCAGCAGGCCCCCGCUGCUGCUGCAGCCACCAGCUGGGCCACCUACCAGCCCGCUACUUACGACGUGAGCUCUGCUUCCAGACCUGCCAGAGCUCCUCAGGGUUCAGGUCACGUUGGUGCUCCUAGCUUCCAUGCGCAGUCUCAGCCUCAAGCUGCCCCGGCAGCGGUCCCUUACGCCGCCCCUGCAGCAGUCUCUUACGCCGCCCCUGCAGCAGUCUCUUACGCCGCCCCUGCAGCAGUCUCUUACGCCGCCCCUGCAGCAGUCUCUUAUGCUGCUCCUGGAGCCUCCUACGGUGGCUUUAAUGCUCCUGCAGCCUCCCAUGGUGGCUUUGGUGCUGGUUCUUACGGUGCUCCUGGAGCUUCACAUGGUGGCUUUAAUGCUCCUGCAGCCUCCCAUGGUGGCUUUGGUGCUGGUUCUUACGGUGCUCCUGGAGCUUCACAUGGUGGCUUUAAUGCUCCUGCAGCCUCCCAUGGUGGCUUCGCUUCUGCAGGCCCCGCCUACGAGUCCACAAUCCUUUACAGCGGCGCUCCCAGCUUCAGCUUUGAGGGUUCUACUUUUGGAAGCGAGUGGUCUGCCCUGCCCACCGUAGGAUUCGAGUCCUUCAACCCAAAUGGCUGGAUGCCAUCUCGUUCCCUCCCUGACUUCAGCGUCUGGGGCUCUCAGGAGGAAGCGGCGGCAGCAGCAGCGGGUGUCGGCUCCAAGGGCGUUAAAGGUGUGCAGCAGGCGGAGGAAGAGGUGGAGACCUUCUCCGUGCCGGCUUCAUCCUACAUCGUCCAGACCAGGAACGGCUACCAGCGCGCCAGAGAAGUCUCCUCCCACAUGAACUACUCCCCAGAGGUCCCUGAACCAGAAGUGGUCUACUACGAGGUGGUGCAGAAAGCGGUGCCUCAGGCUGAACCAGUGAAGGGUGGCAAAGGAGGAAAAUACUGAGGACUCUUUGACUCCUGGCUUCAACCUGCACAGGACUUUGAAAAUAAAACAAAUUGAAACUUAAA